Molecule: messenger RNA, 2055 nt
Organism: Coregonus clupeaformis (lake whitefish)
Lineage: Eukaryota; Metazoa; Chordata; Actinopteri; Salmoniformes; Salmonidae
Product: E3 SUMO-protein ligase ZBED1-like
Exons: 4
Coding region: 53-1957 (634 amino acids)
Molecular function (GO): DNA binding; protein dimerization activity
Source: RefSeq, a predicted model, not a curated record
CUAUCCGUGACGUCAUCGCGCCAACAGCAGCGCAAAGACAACCAAACAUAGCAUGGCGAACUACAGAGGAGAAGCCGACGAGCGAGAAAUUAUCAAGCCACCAUUGCGGUCCAGUGUGUGGAAACACUUUGGCUUUUGCAAAGACGGAGAUGUUCUAAAUAAGUCGCUCGCUGUUUGUAGGAUAUGUAAAGGUCAAGUAAAGUACAACGGCAACACGACAAAUCUCUCCAACCACCUACUAAGGCGCCAUGGGAUUUCACACAACACCGACCGUCCAGGCACCUCUUGCAGCGUUCCCGCUGCUACAGCAGCGAAAGGUAAAGUCAACUCUGCAGAAGCCUCAGGUCUCGCCUGCAUGUUUAGUCAGAGACUAGGCCAAAACUCAGCUCGGGCGAAAAACAUCACGGCAACAAUUGCCAAGUUUAUCUGCAAAGACAUGCGACCCUACAGUGUGGUUGAAAAUCCGGGAUUCCGUGAAAUGAUUCAAACAUUGGAGCCAAGGUACACAAUACCAAGCCGACCACACUUCUCAGAAAAGGUUAUUCCUGCAUUGUACGAAAGUACUAAGAAUGAUGUGAAGCUGUCGCUUUCUCAAGCUGAACGAGUAGCGAUAACGACAGAUGGCUGGACGUCAUGCUCAAAUCAAGGGUAUGUGACAAUUACCUCUCAUCACAUUGAUCCGGAGUGGAAAAUGAAGACCUUUGUUCUGCUAACCAGAGUUUUAAAUGAAGCCCAUACUGGUAAAAAUAUUGGCGCGUUACUGCGUGAAGCCUGCAUGGAGUGGAAAAUCUACGACAAGAAUCCUGCCAUCGUCACAGAUAACGCCAGGAAUAUGAUUGUGGCCGGUGCAGAAGCCCAGUUCAGUCCACACAUUACCUGCUUCGCACAUACACUCAACCUUGCCUCGCAGAAGGGUUUGGGGGUGGACCGUGCUUCCAGGUUGUUGGGGAAAGUGCAAAAUAUUGUUGGAUAUUUUCACCGCAGCCCGAUUGCAUGUCACGCCCUAGAGGAAAAACAAACUCUGAUGGAUUUACCAAAACAUAAACUGAUCCAAGACAUAAUCACCAGAUGGAACAGUUCAUUCGAAAUGCUUGAACGUUUUUUGGAACAACAGCCAGCUAUAAUGGCAACUCUGAUGUCCAAGGAUCUACGAAAGGGGGUCACAGAUGUAGGCACGCUGAGUGAGAGUGAUAUUGCCAACAUGGAUGACAUUGUUCAGUUGAUGGGUCCUGUCAAAAUGGCAACCACUGUGAUGUGUGAAGAAGACCAGCCAACUCUCUCUGUAAUUGCUCCUCUUCAAGCAAAACUGCUGAAACACCUACAGCCAUGCGAAGACGACUCAACCCUGGUUGCAGAGAUUAAGAGGGUGAUGGCCAGUGACCUCUCCACACGCUACAGAGGCACCCAAGAUGCUCUCAACAUAGCAUCAGCGUUGGACCCGCGAUUUAAAGAACUGCCCUACCUGGAAAAAGAGGACAGAGAACAGGUCUACACAAAACUGGUUUUUGAGGCAGAAGUGUCCCACCAGAUGCAAGCAAUGGGAAAUCAGGAGGAAGACGAGGGAAGCUCAAGCACAAAGCUGUCAGGAUUCAAUGAAGAGACCACAGCUCCAAAUGAGUCACCUCCUUGUAAGAAGAAAGCCUUAGAUGCGCUGUUUGGCGAUUCCUUCACCCAAAGAGAAAGAAAAUCCACAAGCGAGACAGCCAGAGCAGAGGUGUUAAAGUACCGAGCAAAAGAUGCGUUGCCUUUGACUGAAAAUGCCAUGAAGUGGUGGAGAUCUCAGGAGAAAGAGCUACCUGUACUUUCCACCCUUGCUAAACGGUACCUGUGCAUUCCAGGCACCAGUGUGCCAGCAGAACGAGUUUUUAGUACUGCUGGCGACAUAGUGAACGCACAGAGAAGUGUUCUGCAGCCAGAUCAUGUUGAUCAGUUGAUAUUUUUGAAAAAAAAUCUGUAGUCAUUGAAGAGUAGCCUAGUAGGUUACACUUGAUCUUUUGUUGAAUAUUGUUUGUUUAUUAAAAUGAGAGUAGUAGCAGGUUCAUCCACUGCUCAUUC